AUGCCGAGAAAGGGGAAGAGGUCCCAGGCCCAGGCGGAGCGCUGGAGAAAGGAGAAGGUCGAUGAGCCAGACCCCCCCCAGAGCUCCCUCUAUCCAGUGAACAACUCGGCUGGUUUCACACUCCCAGCCAAACGGCCCUGGUCAGAGGAUGAAGCGCGUGCCGACUUUUGUGCACGCCAUGGCUCCGGGCGACGCCACAGAGUGCUCCAUUGGUCAAUUUCCCCCUUCACAGGGCGGCCAAACAAAUUGAUCAUGCCGCCUGAGUCCCCGGACAAGAAGCUUGUUCUGAUUGUCGGGGACUCCCAUCUACGCGCCAUUGUAGAUGGUUUUGUCCAGAUGCCAAAGACUCAAGACCUGUCCUUUGGCAUCAUGUCGACUCCGGGGGCCAGUGCGUCUCAGCUCCGUACCGAGGUCCUAAACGCCGUAGUUCCUCGUACUCCUGAGGCCGUAUGUCUACUGGCUCCCAGCAACGACCUGACUCGCAACACCAUUGCUAACGCUGCCAACGACUUUGCCAAACUCCUCCAAUCCAUUGGCAACCGCUGGCCUAAGGUUUUUGUUGUCGACUUUCCACCCCGCCUGACUUGUGACCCUCACUACCAGGAUCACCUGCGUCAGGAAUAUCGACGUGUGGCUGCUCGUAUGGGUAUGUGGAAAAUAUUUGAGUUUCAUACAGCUAAUUGA
Cololabis saira (Pacific saury) is the source of this 684-nucleotide messenger RNA. RefSeq lists its product as uncharacterized. Bases 1 to 684 code for a protein of 227 amino acids. The transcript is spliced from 5 exons. Lineage: Eukaryota; Metazoa; Chordata; Actinopteri; Beloniformes; Belonidae. The record is from RefSeq and is a predicted model, not a curated record.